CAUUGCGAAGUGAAGCGAGCGCGCAUUACUACGCUUAUUAAAAAAUACAGCUCCAUAACAAUAAGCCAGAAUGAUCUCGAUAUUUGGCGUGUUGCUGGUCGCUGUAGCUUUCAAGAAUUGUAACGCACUGCCACCAUGCGUUUGCGCGAAAAAUUACAGACCAGUGUGUGGUUCAGAUGGGAAUACUUACUCCAAUGAAUGCAUGAUGAACUGCGCUAGUUAUAAUACCAAGAGCAAUAUAGAAAUGUCCAAAACAGGUCCGUGCAAUGAAGAGGCGCAAAAUCUCUGUAUAUGUACAAUGGAAUACAGACCAGUGUGCGGAGACGACGGGAAAGACUACUUUAACUCUUGUGAAGCUGGAUGCAAUAAGGUUGAAAUUAAAUCGUACGGCCUCUGUGAUGAAGUGAAAGUUGCAGUAAUACCUCCUUGCACAUGUUCAAAGGAGAAGAAGCCUGUUUGCGGCACAGACGGCGCUACUUACAGCAACGAUUGCUUGCUCAACUGCGCUACACAAGUGAAUUCAAGGCUUGGUAUUGCUCAUCAAGGACCUUGCGAAGAAAUAAAAACACCAAGUACACCAGCAAGUAGACCGGAAAGUAUUGGAGUAUCAUGUGGCUGUACCAGGAAUUUCAUGCCUGUUUGCGGUUCCGACGGAGUUACGUAUAACAAUGAUUGUCUUUUAAAUUGUUCCGGCAAGGAGAAAAUAAAGGAAGGCUCUUGUGAGCAGAUCGAUAUCGUUAAUAAUUAACGCGUUGAUAAGAGUCACUGAAGAUAAAAACGUUUUGUGUUGUGUGGUUAUACGAAAGCAGUUUUAUACUUAAAUAAAUAGGAAAUAAGAAACUUUUUUGUAUUUGUUAUAAUAAAUUAUUUUUCAACGUU
Messenger RNA from Diatraea saccharalis (sugarcane borer), 879 nucleotides. The record is from the annotation of a GenBank genome assembly. Lineage: Eukaryota; Metazoa; Arthropoda; Insecta; Lepidoptera; Crambidae.